AAUUCCAGGCUAAUAACCCGGCACGGGGACAAGGCGAGGGCUGUGUGCGGUGGGAGCCGCCGGCUUAAGGGGAGGCUGGGCCGUGGUGGCUGCUCCUGGCUUAGCGCCGGGUCGGGAACGGGCUGUGCCGAGGGACGGCGGCUCCGGAAGGAAGGGCCGCACCGCCCCGACAGCCUCCCACCAUCCCUGUCCCCCCCAGAUAAAAUCUGUGACCAGAUCAGUGAUGCCGUCCUGGACGCCCACCUCAAGCAGGACCCCGACGCCAAGGUGGCCUGCGAAACGGUGGCGAAGACCGGGAUGAUCCUGCUGGCGGGUGAGAUCACCUCCCGGGCCGCCGUCGACUACCAGAAGGUGGUCCGGGACACCAUCAAGCACAUCGGUUACGAUGACUCCUCCAAAGGCUUUGACUACAAGACGUGCAACGUGCUGGUGGCCCUGGAGCAGCAAUCGCCCGACAUCGCGCAGGGCGUCCACCUGGACCGCAGCGAGGAGGACAUCGGCGCCGGGGACCAGGGGCUGAUGUUUGGCUACGCCACCGACGAGACGGAGGAGUGCAUGCCCCUCACCAUCGUGCUGGCACACAAGCUGAACGCCAAGCUGGCCGAGCUGCGUCGGAACGGCACCCUGCCCUGGCUGCGCCCUGACUCCAAGACACAGGUGACGGUGCAGUACAUGCAGGACCGUGGCGCGGUCAUCCCCAUCCGGGUGCACACCAUCGUCAUCUCGGUGCAGCACGACGAGGAGGUGUGCCUGGACGAGAUGCGGGAUGCGCUGAAGGAGAAGGUGAUCAAGGCGGUGGUGCCCCCCAAGUACCUGGACGACGACACCAUCUACCAUCUCCAGCCCAGCGGCCGCUUCGUCAUCGGUGGUCCCCAGGGUGAUGCCGGUCUGACAGGCCGUAAGAUCAUCGUGGACACCUACGGGGGCUGGGGGGCCCACGGCGGCGGGGCCUUUUCGGGGAAGGAUUACACCAAGGUGGACCGUUCGGCCGCCUACGCCGCCCGCUGGGUGGCCAAGUCCCUGAUCAAGGCCGGGCUGUGCCGCAGGGUGCUGGUGCAGGUCUCCUAUGCCAUCGGGGUGUCCCACCCCUUGUCCAUCUCCAUCUUCCACUACGGGACCUCCCAGAAGAGCGAGCGGGAGCUGCUGGAGAUCGUCAAGAAGAAUUUCGACCUGCGCCCCGGGGUGAUCGUCAGGGAUCUGGAUCUGAAGAAGCCCCUCUAUCAGAGGACCGCAGCCUAUGGCCACUUUGGUAGGGACAGUUUCCCCUGGGAAGUUCCCAAAAAGCUAAAAUACUGAGAUCUAUCUAAAAAAAAAAUCAGCCUUGUUAGGCUUUUUCCCCCCAUUCCCGUGGGCGUAGGCUACAGAGAAGCUCGCGGGCUCUGGGGGAAAGAGCUCGGCCCCCCCAGGCUCUCCUGGCCCCGUGUCUCCCCCUUUUUUUCCUCUCUCUUUCUCUCUCUCUCUCUUCGCCAUCGUUCGGUUGCGUGGGGACCACGCGUGGCCUCGUGCCUCUCCCCUGAGCUCCCCCACCCUGUGUCCCCCCGUCCCCCCACCACGGCCACUGACCUUUCCGGCUUCUUUUUAAUCAAAAAAACCAAAAUCUCGUGCGUGACGUCUGAGCUCAAGAGACGGCAAAAAGCCCCGAGUGUUUCCCCCCCCCGACCCCCAACUCUCCCUGUCCCACCGUGGCUGGUGGGGGACGCCCUUUGGGCUCCCCCCCCUCCCCGGCCGGGACCUCACUGGUGCUG
Molecule: messenger RNA, 1745 nt
Organism: Calidris pugnax (ruff)
Lineage: Eukaryota; Metazoa; Chordata; Aves; Charadriiformes; Scolopacidae
Gene: MAT2A
Product: methionine adenosyltransferase II, alpha
Exons: 8
Biological process (GO): S-adenosylmethionine biosynthetic process
Cellular component (GO): cytosol; methionine adenosyltransferase complex
Molecular function (GO): methionine adenosyltransferase activity; ATP binding
Source: RefSeq, a predicted model, not a curated record